CCUGGGUUCCCACCCACCAGACCCAACCCACCACCACACCACACCCCAUCACCACCCCAAGGGGAGGGUAGGGUUAGCCCAUCCCUCGUUCUCUUCCUCCCUCCCCUCGCCUCACCUCAGCCCCCCAAGAAGCUGAGAAGAGCUGCGCAGCCGCCAUACAGCAACGUCGCAGCCGACGAGCCCCCCCCCCCCCCCCCCCCCCCCCUCCCCCUCCCCGCACGCCGUCGACCAGGUUGUUACCCGCCACUUAACCCGCCCGCCAUCGCCAGCCAGUGAGUGCUACUACUUCAACUGCUGCGGGGGCCGGGGAUGAAGAAGCUGUACCAGGGGAAGGGCCGGCGGGUGCACCCGGCGCCGGCGCCGGGGCCGGACGCGCCCGCGGUGGCGCUCGCCAUGCUGCCCGCCACCCUGCUGGCGCUCGUGGCCGCGCUCACCGCCGAGGAGCAGGAGGUGCUCGCCUACCUGCUCUCUGGAGGAGCUGGCGGCGCGGCGGCGGGUGCUGGCGGGGGCCGGCGCAGGCGGCUCAACGGGCCGCACCAGCCGGAGAUGGGCUGCGGCUGCUUCGGCUGCUACAAGAGCUUCUGGGCCCGCUGGGACGCCUCCCCCAACCGCCACCUCAUCCACCGCAUCAUCGACGCCGUCGAGGAGGGCAACGGCGGCGGAGGCGAGGGGGCAGCCAAAGGAGCUGGAGGACCAGGCGGCGCCACGCGCCGCGGCCACCGCCGCCGCCGCCGUGGCCGCAGCGGGCCGUGCGCCAUCGACGCCGCCGCCGAGGAGCACGGAGCCGCGGAGGCUCAGGCCGGGUGCGCGGAUGACCACCUGCAACCGCAAGGCUGCUGCGCGUCGGACGGCGGCGAGGACGGCGACUACGAGGGCGACGAGGACGACGGCGCGGACAGCCUCUACGGCGGCGAGGAGGCCCUGACGGACGACAGCGACUGCGCGGGCGCCAGCAACUCGGCCGAGAAGAGCGCCGUGGGCAAGCUGGUGCGCUUCAUCGGCGAGAAGGUGUGGGCCGCCUGGACCUGACCUCCUCUGCCGCCGCCGCUAGAACUUGUCGUAGAUUAGGGAGGAAGGAGACCAGCAAGGUCAGUGAAAGCAGUAGUAGUAGUAGCAGUUCGGUCGUUUUGUCCAAGCAAGCAAGAGCACCCGCUCUAUGCACCUUUUGAUUUCUUGCAACUCUGAUGAACGAGCAACCCCGAGGCUCCGGGUGGGGAUUGUGAAGGUCCAAUCCGACCAAAAUCUCCCCACAUCCAGGCCUCUCAUGUACCAUAUUUUUGCUCAUUUGGUUCAACAAGAAACUUUCCCCA
Molecule: messenger RNA, 1310 nt
Organism: Triticum urartu
Lineage: Eukaryota; Viridiplantae; Streptophyta; Magnoliopsida; Poales; Poaceae
Source: RefSeq, a predicted model, not a curated record